CAGCGUAGAGGCCCCCGUAGAGGACCCCAGGGACGCCAAGAUGGUGCCGGCUCAGACGCAAACGAGGAAACGCAAAGGCGCCAACAAAUUCACGCAAACUCCUGCUGCGCCUCAGAGACACAAGGAGACGCAGGCGGACCUCGGAGAGGCGAAGGAGAAGGAGGCCGAGGGGGUCAGACCGGAGGUCAGACCGGAGCACGCCGCUCGGAGCGCAGUGUCUUCGGCCGAGGGCCGAAACCCGGAGGGGGAGGUCAAGUCCGAAGAGGAAAAUCCAAAUGCCGGAAAAGUCUCGGGGGGAGGAGCCAAAGCGAUGUCCUACGCCAGCGCCGUGUCUGGACAGACCGGCGGUCCGGAGGCCUCCAGAGCUGCCGAGGAAAACACAAAACCUCCUCAAGGCCCUCGGGACCGAAGCCCAGUCAGAGCUCCGCCUCCUGCUCCGCCUCCUGGUCCCACCUUCACCGUUCACAUCUACGCCGUGCUGGACAAACGGUUUCGCUUCAGCCAAGACCAAGACACGCUUCUGAUGUGUUCCAACGAAGGAGUUUUACCACUGAAGAUGACGCAUUUCGUUGGACUGAAACAUGGAGAUCUGGUGGAAGCAAGUCUUUCCGUAGAAGAGAAGGACUUCAGGAGAGGCGACCGCUGGACGUAUUGGUACGAAGUCCAGCAACGAAACAAAAGGAUUCCAGGAAGUAUCACGAGACAAGUUCAGAUCCCCCACGAGCAGAACCAGAAGGAGCUGCACCUGUACGAAGGCUUCAUCGCUCGUGAGGACAGAAGGUUUUGGCAAAACAUGUUCAGCUGGCAGAAGACCAAAGUCGUCAUCAUGGUGUCGGAGGCCUGGGGGGCCUCGGCGAGGGCCCUGCUGCAGAGGACCUUCCAGACCUGGACCCCGUCGGACCGGCGCAGCACCGACAGCCUGUGUGACAGCCUGACCCAUUUUAAGAGGAGUCUGGGUUCUGCACACACCAGGAUGUGGUUCCUCGACGGCUCGCACCCCCCCGUGGUCGCGGCAUCGGAGCUGAUAGCAGAGACUUUAGUUCAGAUCUUGAAAGGCUCCCCGGAGGACCAGAUCCCCGGAGGCUGGGGGGGCAGCGGUCCUCUGGCUCAGGGCCUGUCGGUGUUCAUAGUCUCCAGGAAGUGUGAGGUGGACCUCGGGGGGGCGGGCUGGACCGAGCUGUGUCUCCGGGUGUCCUCAGAGACCGCGAUGGACCAGACCAACCUGGACUGGCUGCUCGGUUACGUCCAGGCGCCUCAAUACAUGCUGCUGGGCCUGAUGAACCUGUGUGCCCAGCUGAAGGUCUCCGAGCUGGUCCUCCUGGUCCCUCUGCUCUUCAGGCUGAGGCGGCCGGGAGCCGACGCCGGCAAAGGGGGUCCGACCGUGGAGGAGCAGAACUGGUCCGGACUGGAAAACGUGGACUUCUGCAGGUUCAGGGAGGGAAUCCGGUCUCGCCCCGAGAAGAGAACGAGGAUGCUGAGCUCCAUCCGGACCCUCCUGCCUUCAGAGGAUCCUCAGCUCCUGAUUGGCUGGUCCGCUCUGGUCCCGUUUGAGGACCUCCCUGAGUUCUCUGAGCUGACGGCGUUCCCUGCGGAGCAGCUGGUCCACAGUCUGUUUUACCGGCUGAGACGAUGUGGCGACCACCAGGAGGAGAACGCUCGGACCACGCUGACCCGCCUCCUGCUGCAGGUGGACCGGGAGCAGGACAGGAUGAUGCAAGGCGGACACGUGGCGCCCGCCUUCCAGAGCGCCGCCGGCGUGCUGAAGUACGUGUGCCUCGCCGUGCGCCUCGUCCAGUGCCACGAGGCCGCCGCCCUCUCCUUCCGGCUCGUGGUCAAACUGGCGGAGCUGCUGGGUGGCGAGUCCUCGGGCGACGGCGGCGAGGCGGCGAAGAGGCAGAAGCUGUCGGACGAGCUGGAGGCAGCGAGGCAGCGAAUCAGAGAGUGGCGGGACGGGCUGCUGCAGAAGCCCCUCCUCUCGGCCUCUAAGGGCCUCAGCUACCCGAAGGAAAUGGAGAUGUGGGACGCGCUGCUGAAGGCGGACGGCUCCGCCCCCUGGAGGUGUGGCCUGCAGCGAGACCUGAAGAAGAGGAUCUCCCAGGCCAGCGAGGAGGACCAGGUCCUGGUCUGCUGCGUCAUUCAGAAAAGUGACGACGGAGUCCGGGCGUGUUUCAACGAGCAGCUUCAGUCGGCUGUCAGGACCAUAUGCCAGAGGAGGCUGGAGGGCGACCUGAUGAGGAGCCUCACCUCGCGGGUGGAGGACCCUCCCGAGGCCGUGGUGUCGGCCGUGGUGGUGGAGUCGGCGGCUCGGUUCGGGGACCCGGUGGUCCGGCUGCUGGACCCUCAGUCCGCCGUGAGCCAGCUGCUGUCCCGCGGCGACCGGGCGACCACCCGGCUGGGCGGCGCCGCGGGCCAGGUGGUCCGCGACUGUGAGGCGGCCCUGGAGGCUCUGGUGGGGUCUCUGCUGCAGGGCCACGUGACCCAUGGCCACCUGCAGACCUGCCUGAGGCACCGGGAGGCGCUGAGGAGGCUCCAUCAGCAGCACGGCCAAUCGGAGGCGGUCCCCGUGGACGCCGUGUUGGAUCAGAGGGAGAAGGACCUGAGCGCCUUCAGGCAGCGCCGGGAGGAGAUGGAGACGCUGAUGAAGAUGAUGGGGAAGGUCACGGAGAGCAUCACGGUCCCUGACAUGUCCCCCCUGGAGAAGCAGCACAGUGCCGACCUCCAGCCGGUGAGCCUGAACCAGCUGGUUCUGGUCCAGUCCUUCGAUGCCGAGGGCCGGCUGAGGAAGUCCGGCCCGCCUCAGGUGCUCUGGUACAAAACCAGCAUGGACGUCCUGAAGAUGUCCGGCCAGAUGCACCGACUGCGUCUCAGCAGCCUGGUUCUGUCCCGCUGGGUCGCGGGCGCCGCCUCCCUGGCGGCGGCCCGGCGGACUGGCCCGGCCCCUCUGCCGGUCACCCUGGCGCUGGUCUGUGAACACAUCUGGAAGCCGCUGCUGGAGGAGUUCCGUCGGCUCGGCGCCGGCUUCGAGGACGAGAGCGUCACCUUCAGGGAGCUGGACCGGGUCCUGGUGGAGUCCGGAGACCGGGGGGACGGGGAGCUGCUGAGGAGGGAGCUGAGCCUCAUGGCCGAGCCCGGGGCCCGCUGGCUGGAGCCCAGGCUGGCUCAGGUCCAGCAGUACCGGCAGCUGCGCCGGGCGGCGGCCGCGGCCUCCGUCACGCUGAGCAUCGCGGAGCAGAUGAAGCUCUCGGGGAACUUCACGGAGAUCCACGUCCUCAGGCAGCUGGAUGAGGACAGCUUCCAGCGGCGGGCUCUGGGCUCGCUGACCUCCGACCUGCUCCGGGCUCAGCAGUCGCUGUCCGGCGUGGGCGAGCAGCAGCGCUGCUGCCUGGAGGCGUUCCUGCAGAGCUGGGCGCUGGUCCACUGGGUCCAGGAGAACCUGCCGAACGUGAGCGACAUGAAGGUGUACGUGGACCUGGCCUCCAUCUCCGCCGGGGAGAACGACGCGGAGAUGGACCAGGUGGCGUGUUUCCACGACGCGGCGACGGGCUACGCCCCCCUGCUCUACGGCCUGCCGCCGCACGCCGGCCUGGAGGAGUUCCUGAGCUGCGCUCGGCCGGUGUGGGACGCCCAGGGCAGAGACCCCAAGCUGCCCGACAAGCUGAGGGAGUCGAGCCGCCUGCUGAGCUGGCUGAAGGCCCUGAAGGAGACCCACGGCUCCGUGGAGCGGUCCUCGCUCACCCUGGCCUCGGACAUCAACGCCGACGGAGUUUACCACGUCGGGUGGUCGGCUCUCUGCAAGGAGACGAGAUGCCUCCAGAACAUGGUGUCGGUCACGGUGACCCGGGGCCCGGAGCAGAGGCGCUACCGGCUGGAGGAGCUGCUGGAGCUGCAGAACAAGCUGAUGCUCAUGUCGUCCAGAGGCGCUCAGGGCCGCGAGCAGGUCACCCGCUUCACGCAGGUCUUUGAAGGAGUCCAGCGACUGGCCGCCAUCCUCCUCCGGAUGCAGACGUCCGGCAACAUGCUCUUCAGGGAUUGGCUGGCCGAGGUGCGGUGCCGGGGGCAGCCGUGCGUCACGGCCGCCUUCCGGUCGCUGCGGGGCCGCGAGAUGGCGCUGGGCGGCGAGGUCACGGAGCGGCUGCAGGCGCUGGCUCAGGCCAUGGAGCGCUGCGAGGGGGAGUGGCGCUCCUACGUCGGCGAGAUGCGCUCCCGCUUCGGCGUGCUGAACCUCUUCACCGCGGAGCAGCUGCUGUACCUGAGCCGCUCGCUGCACCAGGUGUGUCUCCGGCAGGCGCCGCUCCCCCCGCAGCUCCGGCUGCUGCUCUUCCCCAUCAAGCCUCAGUGCUCCCUGAGCGACGUCACGGCGGCGUACGCAGCGGCCGUCGACGAAGACGAAGGGUCGGACGAUGAAGAUGGAAUGGACUCGACGCCAGCCGAACAGGACGUGGAAGCGGCUCGAGAUUUCAUGGAGUUUUCUUCGGGGGAGGAGGAAGAUGGCGAGGAGGAGGAGGCCGCAGACGGCCGGCUCCUCGAGGACGGCGGUCUGGAAGCCCUGUGGAGGAAGUUCAAAGAGGACAUGCCGCGGCGCCUGGAGGAGCACCUGGACAUGUCGCGUCUGGCCCGCUUCCUGUCCUGCCUCUCUGUGAGCGGCCGGCGGCCCUUGGCCCGGAGCCUCCCCCCGGCGCUGCAGGAGGGGAGGCCCCACCUGGUCCUCUGCCCCGGGGCCGAGGUGUUCUCCACCGUGCUGUCGCUCUACAUGCAGAGCGCGGAGCAGCCGCUGCCCUCCGCCGACGAGGUGCUGGUCUGCCGAGAGGAGACCACGGAGGAGGAGGCGGAGCUCUUCCUCCGCCGGGCGCUCGGCCGCGGAGACGAGCGGAAGAUCUACGCUCUGGUGAACCCGGGCGUGCUGGGAUACGACGUCGGCGUGGCCGUGGGGGAGCUCCACGAGGCUCUGGAGAGGAGCGGCGACCCGCAUUACCGCCUGGUCGUCGUCAGCGCGGCGGAGCACCAGCACCGGUACGUGCCCUCGUACUUCAGCGGCGCCAGAGUCCCGGCCGGGCUGAGCGUGACGGCGGAGGCGGCUCGGACGUAUCUGCACCGCCACUUCACUCAGAGCCCGGGAGGUCCCGUCGCUCUGGUGUCCCCCGACCGGCUGUCAGUCUGGGCGCUGGCGUCUCGACGCCCGGCAGUUGGGAAAUCCCUUUACGUGGAUCGUUUGUUUGAGAAGUUGAAGCAGGAGUCUUCCGGAGCAAAUCACAUCCGGAUCCGACUGAUUGAGCCACGCGUCGAUGUCGACUCUUUGAUCAAGAGUCUAUCGGAGAAGCUGGCCCCCUUGAGGGAGCAGGACCCGGUCCUCCUGCACAUCGACACCGCCGGGGUGCGUUCAGGUCUGGAGGAGCUCCUGUUCCACCUGCUGGUUCUGGGCUGUCUGAGCGACAGCCACGGCGUACUGUGGAGGAGGAACGCUGCUCACCUGAUCACCGUGGAGGUCCUGAGGACACACACAUCCUCUCCCAACCAGCCGGAAGAGAUGAAGCUUGGACUUCUUGACAUUCUGCCCACCAUCCAUUGUCGCCCUCCAAAGGAGGUGAAGGAGCUGCUGGCCAGUCGACGGACUCAGACCUCCGAUCCCCUCAUGGAUGAGCAGGCGUUUGGCAGUGCGGGCGUUCAGAGACCUUAUCAAUACCUGAGGCUCUACAGCAGCAAUCAGAUUCUGGAUCACUUCAAAUACCAGGAGGGAUCCAUCGUGGGGGAUCCCAUCGAUUGUCUCAAUCAGUUUCUGAAAUACUGUGGCAUGCACGAUCCGUCUUGGGCUGAGCUGAAGAACUUCUCCUGGUUCCUCAAUGUGCAACUGAAAGACUGCGAGAACUCCGUUUUCUGCGAUCCCGACUUCUUGGCAGACCAGCUGCCUGGUUUCAAGGGCUUUAUCGUGAAGUUCAUGAUUCUAAUGUCAAGAGAUUUUGCCUCGCCGUCUCUGAACACCUCUGAUGAAAGUCCCACGCUGCACGUUGACACGAGUCCGGAGGUCGACCUCCUGACCCUCCGUAAGCAUUGGGAGAACCAGGCUCAUCCCUACAUUUUCUUUAAUGCCGACCGAUUCUCAAUGUCUUUCCUCGGCUUUAAUGUGAUACGUCAGGGGCCAAACCGACUGGACGCGGUCGAUCCUCGAAGCGGAAUAGUCCUGAUGGAAAACGUGAUGUCGCAAAAACUGUUUGAGGGUCUGGAACGCCAAAGGAUCUCUCUCACCGGAGACUUUGACCAGUUGCCCCGUGCGGACAAAAUCAGAAGGAUUUCCUUGGUCGUCGGUGCCGAGAAAGGAAUAAUGGACAGAACGUUUGAUCCAGACCCGACGUAUGAGCUCACCGCCGACAACGUGAUGAAGAUGCUGGCCAUACACAUGAGAUUCCGGUGUGGAAUCCCAGUUGUGAUCAUGGGAGAGACCGGCUGCGGGAAAACCAGAUUAGUCCGUUUCCUGUGUGCUCUGCAGAGGGAGGACAAGCCGGUAGAGAACAUGGUUCUUGUCAAGGUACACGGUGGAACCACGGCGGAGAUGAUCUACAGAAAGGUGAGGGAGGCGGAGGUCCUUGCCAGAGAGAACCGUAGAAUCCACCAGCUGGACACCAUUUUGUUCUUUGACGAAGGCAACACCACAGAGGCCAUUUUUGCCAUCAAGGAAGUCCUGUGUGACCAAACCAUGAAAGGGGAACCUCUGACGGCAAACAGUGGCUUGAAAAUAAUAGCUGCUUGCAAUCCCUACAGGAAACACUCACUUGAAAUGGUGGAACGUCUGGAACGUGCUGGUUUAGGUUACAGGGUGAAGGCCGACGAAACGGAGGACCGCCUCGGCAAAGUCCCUAUGCGUCAGCUGGUGUACAGGGUUCACCCGCUGCCUCCGAGCAUGGCGGCCUUGGUGUGGGACUUUGGUCAGUUGAGCGAUUCAACCGAACUGUCCUACAUCCGACAGAUCGUCCAGAAGCAAGUCGUCGACCAUCGCUUGCCGGCGACCUGCAAGGACAUCAUUUCAAAUGUGCUCGCAGCCUCCCAGAAAUACUUGCGCAGUCGGGAAAACGAGUGCAGCUUUGUGAGCCUCAGAGAUGUGGAGAGGUCGAUGAAAGUGCUGGUUUGGUUCUACCAGCAUAGCGAGGACCUGUUCAAGGACUGCUCUCAACUCAGUGAGGCUCACAUAGCACUGAAGUGCUUGAUUCUUUCGGUUGGCGUCUGCUACUACCCGUCUCUGGUGGACAAAGAGCAGUACCUCUCUGUCGUUUGUCGGUACUUUCCGGACCCUCUGUGCCAUUCGACAGCAUUGCAAGAGGAGAUUUCAUCCUGCCAGGACUUCUUCCUUCACAACAUACAGACGAGGGAGACCAUAGCCAAAAACGUUGCACUCAAAGAGAACGUGUUCCUCAUGGUGGUUUGCAUUGAGCUCAGGAUCCCACUCUUUCUGGUUGGCAAGCCAGGCAGCUCCAAGUCGCUUGCUAAAACCGUGGUGGCGGAUGCCAUGCAGGGCCAGAACUCCCACUGCGACCUAUUCAAGAAACUCAAGCAAGUUCACAUGGUUUCCUUCCAGUGCAGUCCUCACUCGAGUCCGGAGGGCAUCAUCGGGACCUUCAAGAACUGUGCCCGGUUCCAGAAGGACAAAAACAUGGACGAGUAUGUGUCGGUGGUGGUGCUCGAUGAGAUAGGACUCGCAGAAGAUUCUCCUCAGAUGCCCCUGAAGACCCUUCACCCUCUCUUGGAGGACGGUUGCAUUGACAACGACAAGCCAGAUCCACACAUGAAAGUCGGCUUCGUUGGCAUUUCCAACUGGGCUCUGGACCCAGCAAAGAUGAACAGAGGGAUAUUUGUGUCCAGAUGGGAUCCGAGUGAGGAUGAACUUGUGGAAACUGCCAAAGGAAUUUGUUCAUCCUCCAAACCAGUUCUCCUGCAAAUCAAACACCUGUUCCCAUCUUUGGCAAAGGCCUUCUUGACCAUCUGUAAGGAGACAACAAAGAAUCAGUUCUUUGGUCUCAGGGAUUAUUACAGCCUGGUCAAAAUGCUCUUUGCUGUUGUCAAAUCAACACGACAAGAACCGGACGGUGGACAGCUGGUAGAGGCCAUCUUGCGGAACUUCAGUGGACAACCAGAGGGUUUUGACCCCGUCAUAUUUUUCCACGAGGUUCUCCAAAACUUAACGGAAAUUCCGAGACCGAGCACUUUGCAAAUGGUGAAAAAGAAUCUUGACCACGACACCGACCAGGUGAGCCGUUACCUCCUGUUGCUGACCACCAACAACGCAGCGCUGCAUUUCCUUCAGAGACAAAUCUUUGCCAAAGGAGACUAUCCUGCGCCUGAGAUCGUCUUUGGCUCGGGGUUCCCAAAGGACCAGGAAUAUGCCCAAAUCUGCCGAAACGUCAACCGGGUGAAAACAUGCAUGGAGACCGGGCGCACCGUCAUCCUCCUCAACAUGCAGAACCUUUACGAAAGCUUGUACGACGCCUUGAACCAGUACUACGUGUACCUCAGCAAGCAGCAGUACGUUGAUCUCGGUCUCGGCUCCCACAGAGUGAAAUGUCGUGUGCAUACGAACUUCAGACUGGUGGUGGUAGAGGACCAGAAGAAGGUCUACGAGCACUUCCCCAUGCCGCUCAUCAACAGGCUGGAGAAACACCGCGUGGACAGGAGCACCGACCUGGAGCCGUGGCAGCUCCGGGUCCUCCACAAGCUGAAGGCCUGGGUGGAGGAAUUCUCAGGUGAGGCCUCAGCAGAUUUCAAGCAAUCUGACAUUUUUGUUGGCUAUCACGGCGAUGCCUGUGCCAGCGCUCUCUUGCAAGCAUUGGAAAGGAGAGCACAGCGAGCUGAUGACGGUGCAGUGGAAGGAGACCAACCCAGCAGAAGACUGGACUCACAUCCCAAUGAAGAGGGAGCCGAUCAAAAGGACGAUCCGUUGGGUGAUGCUAUGGACACUGAGGUCGCAGGAAAAGAACGAGGAAUCGAGUCGAUCGACGAGAACAACGAGAUGUCCGAGGGCGAAGACUUGAUGGAGGUGGAAAUCGCUGCUGGGGAAAACGAGGAAGAGGAGAUCUUUGAUUCAGCGAAAUGUUUCUUGUUGAACUGUGUCACCCCUGACGCCGUUCUGAGGCUCAAGUAUUCCGAUUUAGCAAACCAGGAGAAGGAGAAGCUUCAGAGAAUGUACUUCCAACAGCAGCAUCACCAUUCCCUCCGAAGCUUCCUGCAGGAUGGCCUGGACAAGCACCAGGGGGCCAACAGGUUUCUGGAGAUAACCACAUUCUCCAGCUUGCUAACCCGAUCGGACGUCAGGGUUGUUGCCCCUGCUCUCGGACUGCAGGCGGAGAGCCUCCUCCUGCUCUCGCUGCACCAGUUUGACACCGAGGUCUCCUUCUGCAACAAGAUACGGGGCUUCCUUGGAGAUGCUGGACCCUCUCUUCACAUCCUGUUGAUCCAGAUGGACCCGGAGGAAUCCCACUGCAGUGACGAGCUCAUCGCAUCAGCAAAAUACUGCACCAUGAACUACUUGACGUCUCCGGAGGGUCAGACCUGCUGGGUGAUUUUCAUUGUGAAGGUUUCUAGGAUCCCAAGUAAAUCCCAGUACAUCGGUUUCCAAGGAGGAGUGUGGCGCUCGGUGCACAUCGAUGACCUCAGGGACUCGGAGGACAUGAGCCUGAACCUGCUGGUUUACUGUGGAACUCUCAUCAGCAACCUCCUCCACCCUGCAGAACAUCGUGACGACGGAGAAGCUGCGAGGACGAGUCGAGACUCUCAGGGAGACGCAGCCCGCCUCCACCCGCUGGCCCUGGUGAGGUCGUGUAUCCAGAAGGCGGUGGGCUUGCUGAGGGACCCUCACGGCAUGACGUCGCGCAGCAUGCAGCGGAUGCACAUCCUCCUGACUCUGCUGGGGGCGGGGCCAGUGCCAAUGGGAGCUCGCUUCCAGGAGGUGUUGUUGAGUAGACUGGCCGAGGCGUUGGCGCGGCGAGAGGAAAUGAUGGACGCCCCGGAGCAGUGGGUGAGCAUGGAGGCCCGGAAGCGCCCGGCUCUGCAGGAGGGAGGAACUCUGAGACACACGCUGUGGCGCCGGCUUCAGUCCACCGUGACGCCCAUCUUGGCCCACAUGCUGGAGGUCAUGGACCGGUUCGCCAGCCUGGACCUGCUGAGUGACGGGAGGCUGAGCCGCGGCCUGGGGGCGCUGUGGCUGGACGUCCUGGCAGACUCUCAGAUUCUGGACCUGACACCUCUUCAACACCAAAGUGACUCAGACCAGGAAGUGGCCGUGCAUCAUCACUACUUCCUGUUAGACGGUGCAGAGCAGUCCUGCUCCGCCCCGUUCAGCUGGCUGGUCAGACGGCAUCUGGAAAGCUUGUGGGAGGAGUCAGAGUUCAUGCCAGAGACGACGGAGGACAGCUCGGGGAGGAUCCUCCAGCUGGUGAGCAGCUUCUCCGGCAGCCGGCUGGGCGGCCACCUGCAGAAGCUCCCCGCCGAGGAGCGCCGGGCGUACGGGCUCCUCUACCUGCGGGACUUCCUGCUGCUGUCGCUGAAGAUCGAGUCGAGCGACGAGCUGAAGGUGUUCUCCAGGGCCGUGCUGGGCUGCGUGGCCGAGCUCCAGAGCUCCGCGGGCGACGCCCCCCCGGAGCUCUCGCCGGCCUGGAUAACGGCCGCCGCCGAGCGCUUCGCCCCGAGGCUGGACUGCCUCCGCCACGCCUUCCGGCUGCAGCCGCGGCUAGCCGCCGCCGUCCAUCAGCAGGCGUCAGAGGCGGAGCCACGAGAAAUGGUGGAGGACAUCGUAGCUCUGGCCGUCUGCGUUGAAGGCGUCUCGCUGCAGGCCGUGACCUCCGUCACCUCGCUGCAGGACUGCCGGUCCUUGGUGGUCAGGGUGGAGGUCCUGCAGCCGUGUCUGGACCGGGCGCUCGGCCGGAAGUACAGAACCCUGUGCAGCGCCGGCUGCCUGCAGCACCUGGACUCCAUCAGGUCUCAGUGGGACCGGCUGCUCGUCGUCUCGUCCUUCAUCCAGAACGUCGUCCUGAGAGUCGAUGACGACUCGAGGCUGAGAGAGACGUCCCUGAAGCACUGCAACCUUCUCCUCAAGCUGCUGCAGGACUCUCCUGCCAUGAGCAGCGUGGUCUCUCUGCAGCAGCUCAUCCGGGUCCUCAACUCCUUCCACGACGAGUGUACCAGCGAGGCUCUGAGGCCGGGCGCCUCCUGUCCGGUGUGUCUGGCGGCGCUCUCGCAGCCGGCCGUGCUGCCGUGCCUCCACGUGGUCUGCUCGCCGUGUCUCCGCCUCCUGCGGGACCGCAGGUGUCCUCAGUGCCGGGCGGAGCUGCCGCCCGACUUCGCGCCGACCGUCUCUCCCUCCGUCCAGGCGGCGCUCCGGCAGCACGCGGCCGUCAGAGACCGCUGCAACGCCUUCUUCCUGGAGGUGGUGUCCAGGUUCUACCUCUCCGAGGGCCAGAGGCCCGGAGACGGGGUGGUGGAGCUGCUCUUCUCCCUGCUGGUGUCCGCUAGCGGAGACGUGUACAGGACCCGAGAGCUCACUCCCUUCCUGGAGUGCGUGGACAACAGUCCGGUGGUGAGGUCCGUGCUGCCCAAGCUGCUGCUGCAGCACAGUUUCCAGCAGGUGAAGACUCACAUUCAGACGUACCUGAGGAACCUGGAGGAGAACCUUCUGACCCGAGAGGACCGGACGGAGCUCUACCUGCUGUUCGUCAACUGCUUCCAGGACUCUCUGUUGUGCUCUGACGCCAGAGGAGAGGAGCCGAGCCGAGACGAGACGGCGGCGUUCCUGAGCGCCGUCGCCGGGCGGCGGACUGCGGAUCGGCGCCGGGACCCGGCCGAGUUCCUCCUGGACGCGGCCAGACUCCGAGUGUGUCUGAGCGCCGCCGCCCGGCUGCUGCAGGGCGCCGCGCCUCAAGGCGUGGAGGCGGAGUACCUGCAGCAGGUGAAGGCGGCGUGCGAGGGCGGAGCCAACGACUGGCACCGGGUUUACCUGCUGCGAGCGCUCCACCGGCUGGCCGGUGUGGACCGCCUCCUGACCCUGAUGAGCGACCCGGCCUGGAGCUGGUUGUUCCCUCCAGAGCUGCUGCGGCGGCAGAGGCUGAUUCCCACCAGUGUGGACCCGUUCCUGUGCUGCGGGCCGCCGUACCGAGCCACCAGGGACGCCGUGGGCCGCGUUCUGCUGGAGGACCGGUCGGACUCCUUCGAGACUCAGAUUCAGGAGCUGAGCAGCAGGUCUCAGAUCAGCCUGCUGCCCUUGGCCGUGUUCAGACAGGUGACCUGCCGCUACCGGUCACCUGACCUCGGCGUGCUCCCCCCCCCCCAGGCGCUGGCGGCGCUGCAGCAGCUCCUGGAGAACCUCCGGCCGCUGGAGUUCAGGGAGUUCUGCGUGGCGCUGCUGUCCAAUCGGAUCGGAGGGCCGCAGUCGGGACUCCGCCUCCACGCGGGCAUUUCUGCCCAGAGACAAACCCUCCUGGAGCUGCUGGUCCACCUGGACUCCGUGGUCCUCAGCGGGAACCCUCUGCUGGUCCCCCUUCACCGGAUCGCCUACCAGCCUCAGAAGGCCCCGGUCUUCCUGCCAACGAUGGCCGACGACCACCUGAGUGAAGUGACACAGUGGCUGACCAACGGGAGCAAAGCCCAGCUGUACUGCUGCCCUAAUGGACAUCCCUUCGUCGUGACCGAGUGUGGCCGGCCGGUGGUCACGGAGACGUGCCACGAGUGUGGCGAGCCCGUCGGCGGGGAGGGGUACCGGGCGGUACCGGGGUUCACUUUGACGCCCAGGUCCGGGGACCAGACCCGGACCGGUCACAUACUGGGGGAGGCGGACCAGAGGUCCGAAGCCCCCGAGAGGCAGAUGUCCUACGCCAAGUCCUGCAUCCUGCGGCUGCUCACGCACCUCGCCAUGCUGCAGGGCGCCGCGAGAAACGACCGAGGAGUCGGCGACAUGAUCCACCCCCGGCCCCACGACGUCCUCACCUUCCUGUGGAGACACCUGGAGGAGGACCUGCGGGUCCUGGGCCGGGCGCUGGACCAGAACGUGGACGACGCCGCCGUCACCGUGCAUCUGAUCCUCGACACCUGCGCACAAUCCCCAGGUUCCCGCCGAGAGAGACCGGAUCUGUCCUCCAGAGGAGGCCGGCAGCUCUGGGAGAAGCUCGUCUGCGACUCCGCCGUCAACCCGGUGCUUCACAGCUUGCCGACCCGUCUGACUGAAGCUCGGGAUCGGGUCGGCGGCGACAGCGGACUGGCCGGAAGUCCCCUGAUGACCCUCCUCUUCGGGGACCCCGGCGCCAUGUUGUCCCUCCCCUCCACCUGCCCGACGCACCGCUCCUCCUUCUGGACGCUGCCGGAGUCCAUGACGGUGGAGCGCUUGGCUCAGCUGGUGGGGGAAGCCCAGAGCCCUUUACCGCUGCUGAGCCUGUUCCUCCAGAAGAUCCGCAGCGUGCGGCGGCUGCACCUCCUCCCUGAGCUGGCGGCACUGCAGGCCGACCUGCUGAGGGCGCUGCCCCCGACCUCCGGCCCUGAGGACCAGACCAUCGCCCAGGUGUUGCGCAAGAUACCGGCGGGAUACCAGAGGAAGAGGCUGCAGGACCGAGUGGAGACCUUCAUGGAGGUCUGGAACGGCCUCAGAGCCCAAGUGCUGAACAGCUCAGCAGACCCGGGUUUGGAUGUGACCUUGACCUCUGAGAGCUCUGCGGAGGUUCUGGCUCUGAGCCGGCACGGCCCGGGGGCGUGUCUCUGGACUCUGGUGGACUUCCUGUCGGAGACCCACAACAGCCUGGUGCGGGCGAGCCGCCAGGAGGAUGACGGUGGACCCAGCGUCCCUCUGGAGAACGUCUCGGAAACCCAGCUGACCCUGUGCAGCCCGGAGAGACAGCUGCUGCCUCUGGUUCUGGCCCACUGCCACUACACCUUGAGGAAAGGCGGGGAGACGGACCGGACCUACGACCUGCCAGGCAUCCAGACCCAGCUGGCCCGCCGCUUCCUGGCCGGGAAACCCCUCAUCCAGGCGGACACCUCCAGGUACCUGAACCGGCAGCAGCAGGACUUCUCUGUGGUUCUCCACGAGGUCCGGGACAAGAUCCAUCAGGAGCCUCUGAAGGGCUCUGUGCGCGGCGCCAUGCGGGCGGCGCUGCGCGGCUACACCGACGUGUGCGACGCCCUGUUCGUGGUGGAGGUCGGCCUCCGCCUGCUGGGCAAGGCGGGCGGAGACCCGGGGGCCCGCCUGCUGCUCUACCUCAGCCACACGCUGCAGCUGGAGAGGCAGAUCUCCAGCAGCGUCGCCAAGGGUCUGGGGGAGAGCAGACUGGAGCACAUCGUCUUCACCUGGCAGCUCCUGACCUCCUGGAAGUCUGAGCUCAUGCUGAACAUCAAGCAGGACCCGUUCCCCAAGUUUCCCCCCGAGUUCCGCGUGAAGCUGUCGGAGGCGGAGCGCCGAGCGCUGAAGGCGUUCCUCGGCGCCGCCGACGUGGACGCCUUCUCGUUGGAGCUGCACGAAGUCCUGCUGCUGAAGACGGGCGGCGCCGCGCCGCAGCAGCGUUACCACGCCGACUGGGACAUCAAGUCCACCUUGGAGGGCCACCUGGAGAAGAGGAAGUGCCCGGCGCUGCAGGGCCUGGAGUCCCUGGCGGAGGAGCUGACCCUGGGCCACGGCGUGGACGUGUGGACGGCCGCCGUGGAGUUCAAAAGAAGAUAAUCAUCAUUCCUGAUCAAUUCCUGUUGUUGUUAUUUGUUUUUAUCAUUGUGAUCCUCAUACUCGUGGGAUAUAUCUGGACAUCGAAUGUUGUUCAUUUCUUUUGAUUAGGCAUGCUGUUAAUAAGUGGUUGUCCUAAAGUGACGGAUGUGGUGUGAAGCAGUUCUAUUACUUCUGAAUCUGUUGUUGAGGAGUCUGGGAACAAUCAAUAAAAUCACGAUCAAUAAAU
Messenger RNA from Pseudoliparis swirei, 14903 nucleotides. RefSeq names its product ring finger protein 213b (gene rnf213b). The record is from RefSeq and is a predicted model, not a curated record. The transcript has 62 exons. Gene Ontology annotation, biological process: negative regulation of non-canonical Wnt signaling pathway; sprouting angiogenesis; ubiquitin-dependent protein catabolic process. Gene Ontology annotation, molecular function: ATP hydrolysis activity; metal ion binding; ubiquitin-protein transferase activity. The coding region runs from base 41 to 14677 and encodes 4878 amino acids. NCBI's taxonomy places the organism in Eukaryota, Metazoa, Chordata, Actinopteri, Perciformes, Liparidae. Gene Ontology annotation, cellular component: nucleolus; membrane; cytosol.